Cucurbita pepo subsp. pepo (vegetable marrow) is the source of this 2197-nucleotide messenger RNA. RefSeq names its product pentatricopeptide repeat-containing protein At3g49240, mitochondrial-like. The record is from RefSeq and is a predicted model, not a curated record. NCBI's taxonomy places the organism in Eukaryota, Viridiplantae, Streptophyta, Magnoliopsida, Cucurbitales, Cucurbitaceae. Gene Ontology annotation, molecular function: protein binding.
CUUAUCGUCACCAAAGAGGGCCAAAACCCCUAAUUCCUCACCGUCUCUGUAUUCCGGCGAAAUUUUUCGAUGGCAUUAUCGAAGCCGACUUUCUUCACACACCUCAAAACCCUAACCAGGUCCCAACAUUUACUGCACCAGGCUCCGGCUCCUCCCAUCGUCACACUCCGAUUUCUCUCUUUUGCAUCACCGGAGGAAGCUGCUGCCGAACGACGCCGUCGAAAGCGCCGCCUCCGCAUUGAGCCCCCGCUCUCUUCCUCCUCUGCCGCUCGCCCACAAUCGCAGCCUCCUAAGCCUCAAUCCCCACAAAACCCUAACGCCCCCAAACUGCCUGAGCAUAUCUCUGCUCUCUCUGGUAAUCGUCUUAACCUCCACAACCGCAUUCUUACUCUCAUUCGUGAAAAUGAUCUUGAAGAGGCUGCGCUUUUCACCCGCCAUUCCAUUUACUCCAAUUGUCGUCCCACGAUCUUCACCGUCAAUGCCGUUCUCAAUGCACUGCUUCGCCAAUCGAAAUAUUCCGAUUUGCUUUCACUUCACCGGUUUAUUACACAAGCUGGUGUCGCCCCCAAUAUAAUCACUCACAAUUUGAUUUUUCAGACGUAUUUGGAUUGUCGUAAGCCGGAUACGGCAAUGGAACAUUACAAGCAGUUGAUCAAUGAUGCGCCUUUCAACCCGUCGCCAACGACUUACAGGAUCUUGAUUAAAGGGUUGGUAGAUAAUAACAAGUUGGAGAGGGCAAUGGAGCUGAAAGAGGAAAUGACUAUGAAGGGUUUUGUUCCUGACCCUCUUAUUUAUCAUUAUCUGAUGGUGGGUUGUGUGAGAAGUUCGGAUCCUGAUGGAGUUUUUAAGCUUUUUGAAGAGUUGAAAGAGAAGUUGGGAGGGACUGUGGAAGAUGGAGUUGUUUAUGGGAGCCUGAUGAAAGGGUACUUUAUGAAAGAAAUGGAGGAGGAAGCAAUGAGGUGUUAUGAGGAGACUGUGGGUGCUAAUUCAGUGGUGAAGAUGAGUGCCAUUGCAUACAAUUCCGUGCUUGAUGCAUUAUGCAAGAAUGGGAAGUUUGGUGAGGCCUUGAUGUUGUUUGAUAGGAUGACAAAGGAACAUAGUCCGCCCAGGCGUCUGGCAGUGGACUUGGGAAGCUUUAAUGUGAUGGUUGAUGGAUACUGUAUUGAAGGGAGGUUCAAAGAUGCCAUUGAAGUAUUCGAGAAGAUGGGUGAUUAUAGGUGUAGCCCAGAUACAUUAUCAUUCAAUAAUUUGAUCGAACAAUUAUGUAAUAAUGGAAUGUUGGCUGAAGCUGAGGAGCUUUAUGGAACAAUGGGCGACAAGGGAGUUAACCCUGACGAGUUUACUUACGGUUUGUUGAUGGAUUCUUGCUUUAAAGCGAACAGGCCAGAUGAUGCAGCUGGAUACUUUAGAAAAAUGGUUGAGUCCGGACUUAGACCGAAUAUAGCAGUUUACAAUAGAUUAGUGGAUGAGCUGGUUAAAUUGGGGAAGAUUAACGAGGCAAAGGCUUUCUUUGACUUGAUGGUAAAGAAGUUAAAAAUGGAUGCCUCGAGCUAUCAGUUUAUGAUGAAGGCGUUAAGUGAAUCGGGGCAGCUGGAUGAAAUGCUAAAUGUGGUUGAUACUCUUCUGGAUGAUGAUGGGAUUGAAUUUUCUGAAGAGUUGCAGGAGUUUGUCAGAGGUGAGCUGAGGAAGGAAGAAAGGGAAGGAGAUUUAGGUAAACUAAUGGAAGAGAAAGAAAGAGUGAAAGCUGAAGCGAAGGCAAAGGAGGCUGAGGCAGCAGAGGCACAGAAAAGAAGUGCAAAAGCUGCGGUCUCUUCUUUACUGUCAUCCAAGUUGUUUGGGAACAAGGAAGGUGAGAAAGAAUCUGCAGUGAACGAAAUGCAAUCUGGUCAAGAAGACAGUGGUAAAACUGAACUCGCGGAAUCGAAUCCUUGAAGUGGCACAGUAGAAGGAAAGGUACCGAGAGGCGAGAAUUAAACAGUUACAGAUAUCCUUGCAACUGGUGAAAGCUUACAUUACAUUAGCUUUCUAUUAUUUGUAGCUACUUUCAUGGGUGAACUGCUUUUUGUUUCUUGUGUACUUUCUAUUAUUUGUUGCUAGGCUACAUUGCAUGGGAUGGAUGUGAUCCGUUUUCUGUUUAUCUUAACCCAUUAGGCAUGAGAAAGCUUUACAACAAUAAGAAAAUUUAUAACCUAUUGAC